GCGAUCCCGGCCCUGGCACCCUCGGGGCGCGCCUGGGCCCCGGCACAGCCUCGGCUGAGUGCCGCAAAAGUCAUGUUAUGGGCAUGUUUUAGAAACGCUUUUCUUGCUCAUUGUCCACUGUGCGCGGUUGCUUUGCACAUUCGCUCGUGGCUGCAGAACGUCCGCUUUCGCUGUUGGGCAGAAGCCCCUGCGUGGUUGGGGCGGUUGGCUCCUCGGCCCUCUCCUACCUGGCGGCUCCGUGACGGCUGCCGAGCAGCCUCGGUCCCCACCCCGCGGCUCGCAAUGGCCUCGACCCUUGGAGAGCUUGACCCAGACGUUCCCUUCCCACAUGAGCGGCGCUGCUCUUUCCCGGCUCUUCGGCGCGGGCCGCCUUCCCUCCCUUCUGCUCUUCUCCCAUCCCCGGUAGCACCGUCCGCUCCCGCAGUUAGCCGGCUCAGCGCUGCCCUCCCGGGCCUCUCCGCCGAGAGCUGCCUGCGCCUGCCCGCCAGGCCCGCUCCCCUCCCUUCUCCCUUCUCCGUCCGAGUUUACCUUACUCUCCCGCCCGCUGGGCCAGAAACAGGCUGUCGUUCGUAACUCCUUUAUUUUAAUCCUACCUCAGAUCCCUCGGCGGAUCUGACGGUUCCACUUACAAAGAGAGAAGUCUGGAGCUGGCCCAGCUUCCGCACUAGGCAGGACCCUCCCACGGGCUCCGCUUCCAUUCUUUCUCCCCAGCUCGCUGCCCACCUAGAGGCACCUCUCCGUCUUCAUGCUCUAGGACCCCCUCGCUCGAGAAGCUCCACCCUCAGCUUGUUUGUUCCUCCAAGUUCAUGCCGACUUAAAGGCGAGCUGUUGAGUUGUUGUUCCUGUGCCCCGAACUCUCUUCCCCGGCCAUCAAACAGCUGCCUGCCUCCCUCAUCAGCUCCCUCAUCAGCUCCCUCAACCUCCAGCUUGGACCGCACCCCAAGGCAGCCCCCACCCCGCUGUCCUUAGUGUCCACAGUACCUCAGUUUUUCCUGGCAGCCCCCAUAGCACCCUGUGUGUUCACCACUGUUGAGCUCGGGAGAGCUCUUCGUGGCGCCCUGGGUCUCCAGGACCUGGUGCUUAGGGGCUGUCUUUUUUGUUGUUUUUUGUUUGUUUGUUUGUUUGUUUGUUUGUUUUGAGACAGGGUCUUGCUUUGUCUCCCAGGCUGGAAUGCAGUGGCUCAGUCUUGGCUCAUUGAAACCUUCACCUCCUGGGUUCAAGCGAUUCUCCUGCCUCAGCCUCCUGAGUAGCUGGGAUUACAGGUGUGUGACACCACGCCCAGCUAAUUUUGUAUUUUUAGUAGAGACGGGGUUUCACCAUGUUGGCCAGGCUGGUCUCGAACUCCUGACCUCAGGUGAUCCGCUUGUCUUGGCCUCCCAAAGUGCUGGGAUUACAGGUGUGAGCCACCACACCUGGCUUAGGGGCCAUCUUUGAGUCGGCCCUGGCUCUGCUCCCCAGGUCUCAGUGCUGUGGCCGCCACAGAGCCUAGAGGAUGUUUCACGGGAUCCCAGCCACUCCGGGCAUCGGAGCCCCUGGGAACAAGCCAGAGCUGUAUGAGGAAGUGAAGUUGUACAAGAACGCCCGGGAGCGGGAGAAGUACGACAACAUGGCAGAGCUGUUCGCGGUGGUGAAAACAAUGCAAGCCCUGGAGAAAGCCUACAUCAAGGACUGCGUCUCCCCCAGCGAGUACACGGCAGCCUGCUCCCGGCUCCUGGUCCAGUACAAAGCUGCCUUCAGGCAGGUUCAGGGCUCAGAAAUCAGCACUAUUGACGAGUUCUGCCGCAAGUUCCGCCUGGAUUGUCCACUGGCCAUGGAGCGGAUCAAGGAGGACCGACCCAUCACCAUCAAGGACGACAAGGGCAACCUCAACCGCUGCAUUGCCGACGUAGUCUCGCUCUUCAUCACGAUCAUGGACAAGCUGCGCCUGGAGAUUCGCGCCAUGGAUGAGAUCCAGCCCGACCUGCGAGAGCUGAUGGAGACCAUGCACCGAAUGAGCCACCUCCCGCCCGACUUCGAGGGUCGCCAGACAGUCAGCCAGUGGUGGGUGUCCCUCCCCGCCAGCCAGACAGUCAGCCAGUGGUGUGAGUCCCUCCCCGCCAGGCAGAGUCCCCGCGGUGCCCCUGAGACUCUCCCCGCCAGGCAGACCCCCGCGGUGCCCCUGAGGCCCUCCCUCCCCACAUGCCCCGUGCUGCACUCCCAGGCUGCAGACCCUGAGCGGCAUGUCGGCAUCAGACGAGCUGGACGACUCACAGGUGCGUCAGAUGCUGUUCGACCUGGAGUCAGCCUACAACGCCUUCAACCGCUUCCUGCAUGCCUGAGCCCGUGGCGCCAGCCUCUGCACGGAAGGGCAGAGUCUGAGGCGAUGACUCCUGGUCCCCUAUCCGCCACACAGGCCCUGGUCAUCCACACAACUCACUGUCUGCAGCUGCCCAUCUUGUGUCUGUCUUUGGUGUCAGGACUUUGGGAGCCGGGCCCCUCCCCACAAUAAAGAUACUCCUGUGACCCUC
This is a messenger RNA of Mandrillus leucophaeus (drill), 2507 nucleotides long. RefSeq names its product vacuolar protein sorting 28 homolog (S. cerevisiae) (gene VPS28). The transcript has 10 exons. Bases 1493 to 2488 code for a protein of 331 amino acids. Gene Ontology annotation, biological process: protein transport to vacuole involved in ubiquitin-dependent protein catabolic process via the multivesicular body sorting pathway. NCBI's taxonomy places the organism in Eukaryota, Metazoa, Chordata, Mammalia, Primates, Cercopithecidae. Gene Ontology annotation, cellular component: ESCRT I complex. The record is from RefSeq and is a predicted model, not a curated record. Gene Ontology annotation, molecular function: protein-containing complex binding.